This is a messenger RNA of Lagopus leucura (white-tailed ptarmigan), 761 nucleotides long. RefSeq names its product tetratricopeptide repeat protein 31-like. Gene Ontology annotation, molecular function: protein binding; RNA binding. Lineage: Eukaryota; Metazoa; Chordata; Aves; Galliformes; Phasianidae. Bases 61 to 720 code for a protein of 219 amino acids. The record is from RefSeq and is a predicted model, not a curated record. The transcript has 7 exons.
AACCGGUCGUAUUGCUACGAGAAGCUCCGGCAAUACCAGGAGGCGCUGAGAGAUGCCCAGAUGGCCCUGGAGCUGCAGCCCAGCUGGCCCAAAGGCUUCUUCCGCAAGGGCAAGGCGCUGUGGGGGCUGAAGCUCUACGCCGAGGCCAGGGACACCUUUAAGCAGCUGCUGCUCCUCAAGGGCGCCCACGGUGACGUAGCCACCCGGCUGGAGGCCUGCCAGAUGCUGCUGCAGCAGAGCAGCCUCCGCGAUGCCGGCAGCCCCAGGGAAAUCCCCGCGCUGGAAGCUGGGGAGCCGCUGACACCCAGCUCCGAUGAGUGUGAGAACGGCGGCAGCAGCGAUGUGGACGCGAGCGGCUUCGUGACCGUGGUGAACUCGAGGAGCCACUCGAAAAGCCACGUGCGGAACACGGCCACGGCGAGCCCCAGGCACACACUGCCUUCCCAGCACCCUGCCAGGGACUGCUAUCCUCUGUGGGUCGGAAACAUCACUUUCAAAGUCACCAAGAAAGCGCUGCAGAGCUGCUUCGGCCGGUUCGGGCAGAUCCAAUCCAUCCGGCUGCUCCCGGAGAAGCGCUGCGCCUUCAUCAACUUCCACCAGAAGGCAGCGGCGGAAGCGGCGUACGGAGCCAUGCUGGGCGCCGAGCUGGAGGGCUGCCGGCUGGCGCUGCAGCUCAAACACCCGUCCCACGCCACGCCGCCGCCUCGGCAGCGCCCGUAGGACCCUCCGUGGGGGAACCUUCCUCAUCUCGCAGGGUGCAG